AUGAAGCCCGGAGGCGGUGGCCCCACGGCGGGCCCGGAGUCCGAGCCGGCGGACAGGCCGCUGGUUCUGCCGCGGCCCUGGGCCUGUCCCGCUGACGUACGGCUCUGCGGCCACCUGCGGAAGCAGAAGUCGCAGCGCCGCCGCUUCUUCGUGCUCCGCGCCGACCCUCCGCGCCUUGAGUGCUACGAGAGCGAGAAGUUGUUCCGCGCGGGCCGAGCGCCGCCCAAGCUCAGCGUGAGCCUGGCGGGCGCGUGCACCAUCAGCAAGCGCGUGGACGCGCGCCAGCGCCACCUGAUCGUCCUCUACACGCGCGACCGCAGCCUGGGCGUGGCGGCGGCCUGCGAGGCGGAGCAGCAGGCGUGGUACAGCGCCCUGCUGGAGGCGCGCGCGGCCGCGGGUGAGGCCCGAGCCUGGGGUCCCAGCCUCCACGAGGACCCCGGCGCCUGGAUUCUCGCUCCGUUUCAGGACGUCUGGCCCGUGACGCUGCGGCCCAAGGGACUGGGGCGAACACAAGGCCUAGGCAGCGGCCGCUACCGCCUGUGCCUGGGUUCGGGGGUGCUGAGCCUGCUGCGGAAGCCCAAGGGCAGACGCUCUGGGGACACCCAGGCUUCGGUUCCGCCACCCGCCCUGCGCCUGUCCCUGCUCAGUGUGCGCCGCUGCGGCCACGCAGACUCCUUCUUCUUCCUGGAGCUCGGCCGCUCGGCGCCCACCGGUCCCGGGGAGCUGUGGCUACAGGCGCCCGACGCCCUGGUGGCCCAAAGCAUUCACGAGACUGUACUGGCCGCCAUGAAGCGACUCGGGGAGGGCGGUGCCACUGGCAGGGCUGAGCCACUGCCAAGGGAUCCCCCCACCGGCGCUUACAGACCCUCUGCCUCCCAAUCUUCUCCAACCCUGGCCUCGACAGCCCAGUCAAGCGGCGGGAGCCCUCGCGGGGGCCUCGGGGAGAGAAACAGGAAAACCCUCCAGAUGCUGGCAGCCUCGCACCCCAAGGACUUGGAGCUGGGAGGGGGCUACGUAGCCAUGGGAGCCGGGAGCAACUAUGAGCCCAUGGGGGGUGGCGAAGCGGGUGGCUACAUGGUGAUGGCACCCCCUGGCCUUGCGGCCUCUGCCCACGCAACCCCCCACGACCAGCUCCAAGUUUGCGGGGACACCGAAUACGUUCCCAUGAGCCGCUUUCUGCCAGGGUCCUUGUUCUCCAGCUCCCUGCCCGGCUCCUAUGAGCUCGGAGCUGGGGAGUCUGGGCCUUCCUUUCAAGGACCCCGUCGCAGCAUGGGGGAAUGUUGGGGACCAGGAGGGGCGCAUCCCUCCUUGCAGCCGCCCUCAGAGCUAGCAGGGGAGUACGUGUGCAUCAAGUACGUGGCCCCUGACUACUUAGGAAUGGGCACUGCCACACAAGAACCCCCCAACGGCCGCCUCAAUUACGCUGACCUGGACCUGAUCCCUUCACUGGAGGUUCGAGGCGACAGCAGGAACCCACAACACAGCUAUGCCCGCAUCGAGUUCCAGAACCUCAGGGAGGCUCCGGUGAGAUGUGGGCAGCUCCGCCCUGUCUAGCUGAGGGAUGGAUGGGGAGGAAGGGAGAGAACAGGGCACAGUUAUGAAUGCCUUCCUGCCUGCUCCCCUCAAACUGUUCCCAAAACAGAGGGGCUCUCAGGCCCCCUAGGACUUGCUCUCAGGUCAGCCCUGGCCCCCAACCCUGCCCUCAAUGACUGGUCCCACAAGGACCUGCUCCCCCCACCCCGCACCUGCAGGGCCUGCCUUGUACCUCCUCGCAGCCAAAGAACUAGUCCCGGCCCCAGGGCCCCAGAGCAGGAGGGCUGAAGCACCCGGGCUCUUAUCUCUACUGUUUCCUGAAAGUGCUGUGCCACUCCCUUCCUCCCUAAUUUCCCUCUUCCAGUGACAACACAAUCACAAUACAACGCAAGUGUUCGCACAAUCCUCCCUUCUCGGGAGCCUGGUGGACCUGAGAGCCUUCUUGCUUCCGUAUUCUUGUCUUCUAUAGACUGUACUGUGGACCCCACACACCCUAUGCCCUAUACCCUAUUAAAGCGGUCCUGCUUGGUCAGCCUC
This is a messenger RNA of Neogale vison (American mink), 2070 nucleotides long. Its product is annotated as insulin receptor substrate 2-like. The record is from RefSeq and is a predicted model, not a curated record. The coding region runs from base 1 to 1554 and encodes 517 amino acids. Lineage: Eukaryota; Metazoa; Chordata; Mammalia; Carnivora; Mustelidae. Gene Ontology annotation, molecular function: phosphatidylinositol 3-kinase binding; insulin receptor binding. The transcript is spliced from 2 exons. Gene Ontology annotation, cellular component: cytosol; plasma membrane. Gene Ontology annotation, biological process: insulin receptor signaling pathway.